Molecule: messenger RNA, 6461 nt
Organism: Leguminivora glycinivorella
Lineage: Eukaryota; Metazoa; Arthropoda; Insecta; Lepidoptera; Tortricidae
Gene: Cngl
Exons: 25
Coding region: 126-5663 (1845 amino acids)
Biological process (GO): monoatomic ion transport; transmembrane transport
Cellular component (GO): membrane
Molecular function (GO): protein-containing complex binding; monoatomic ion channel activity
Source: RefSeq, a predicted model, not a curated record
UCAACGCCGGCUCCUCAAGGGUCCUCUCGGCGGCCACUUCUAGAGAAGACGAUGAUGACUCGAGCAACAAUGCGAGUAGUGACUGCAAGAGCCCGGGCCAAAGAACAAAGUCGAACCAGCGAUGGAUGAAGUUACGGACGACGGUGCAGCUGAGCUCGGCGAUGCAAAUGAAAAAGCCCCCGCUGAAGAGAGAAGACUCGUUUCUGAAGAAAUUCUCCACUCGCCACAUACCGGAAACACAGGAAACUGUAGAAGACACAGGGUCGGAAGGGGCGACCGGUGACCACAGGUCAACGAACCGACAGCGGCGGCGGAAGGUCCGAGCGCCGAGGACCGUCGUCAACCCUGAUGAGAACUUCUACUUCUAUUGGCUGUGGGUCAUCACUGCGUGCGUGCUGUAUAAUCUGUGGACGCUGAUUGUGAGGCAGAGCUUUCCUGAGUUGCAGAUAAUGUUCCACGUAUUCUGGCUAACGUGCGACGGCAUCAGCGACGCAGUUUUCGCGUUGGACCUGGUCGUACAGCUGCGUACAGGAUAUCUGGAACAAGGACUUAUGGUGUAUGACUCCAAGAAAUUAGCCAAGCACUACCUAACGUCGCGCUCCUUCCUUCUCGACAUCGCUUCGUUGACACCCCUGGAUCUUCUGCAGCUCAAAAUCGGUGUCAACCCUAUUAUUCGCUUCCCUAGAUUUUUUAAGGUAUACAGAGCCGUAAGCUGCUACUACAUCGUUGAGUCCCGGACAGUGUACCCCAACUUCUGGCGGGUCAUCAACCUCAUCCAUAUCCUGCUGAUCCUAGCACACUGGUUCGGCUGCUUCUACUUCUUGCUGUCCGAAGCUGAAGGGUUCCAGGGCGACUGGGCCUACCCGCACCGUCCUGGCGACUAUGCGACGCUCACCCGAAAGUACCUGGGAUCAUUAUAUUGGUCCACCCUCACUCUCACCACCAUUGGCGACCUUCCCACUCCGGAGACUAAUGCUGAAUACGUGUUCACAAUAGUGAGCUACUUGAUCGGGGUGUUUAUUUUCGCUACUAUUGUUGGACAAGUGGGCAAUGUCAUCACAAACAGGAAUGCGAACAGGCUGGAGUUUGAACGACUGCUUGAUGGUGCAAAGACUUACAUGAGGCACCAUAAGGUUCCAGGAGGCAUGAAGCGGCGGGUACUUCGUUGGUACGACUACUCCUGGUCUCGAGGAAGAAUACAGGGCGGUGGUGACAUCAACACAGCUCUAGGCCUCCUGCCUGACAAGCUCAAGACGGAGCUUGCAUUGCAUGUCAAUUUGAGCGUUCUUAAAAAGGUUACAAUUUUCCAAGAGUGCCAACCCGAAUUCCUGCACGACCUCGUAUUAAAGAUGAAGGCCUACAUUUUUACCCCAGGGGACUCUAUCUGUAGGAAAGGCGAGGUUGCCAGAGAGAUGUUUAUAAUAGCCGAUGGCAUAUUGGAGGUUAUAUCGGAAACUGGAAGGGUGCUCACAACUAUGAAGGCUGGAGACUUCUUUGGUGAAAUAGGAAUUUUGAACCUAGAUGGACUUAACAAGCGUACAGCAGACGUGCGUUCCGUGGGAUAUUCAGAAUUAUUCUCGUUGUCUCGUGAAGACGUAUUGGCAGCAAUGAAAGACUAUCCAGAAGCACAAGAUAUUUUGCAGACUCUGGGAAGGAAAAGGUUACAAGAAGUAAAAAGCAUGUCAAGGCAAAAGGUCAAAGGUAAAGGAGACCUCAGCCCUGAUAAAGGUGGAGACGACAAAACUUCAAAAAGAAUAGUUCACAAACUCCGCAGUGAUGUCAAGGGUAUUCGGAAUGCUAUUCGUAGCAGAUCUAGAGCAGGUCGGCGUUCAGGUGAAUCAUUGGAACUUCAAGCAUUGACAGGUGAAAAAAGAUCAUCUGUGGACGGAAAAACUCUCAAGAGAAUGGCUAGAGUUGAAAGCGAUGAUUCACAGCAUAUAAAUCAAGAUGACACUGGAGAAACGACGUCCGGCAGUAAAAAUGGAGAGAAAUGCAUAUCACCUAUUGGAGCCGGUCUACCAUUAUUAUCUAGAUUAAAAUUGCUGAAAGAAAAACAGGACCGUGAGGAAAAAGCUGCAAAGCAACGGCAUUCAACAUCAUCUGUUGUUUCACCUCAACCUCAACCGACACCAUCUACAAGUUCAGGACCCCAUAGUGAGCCCGAAGUGAUUGGUGCAGGAUUACCACUCCUGCAGAGGCUUCUGUUACUUAAAGCCAAAGAAGAACGAGAAAAAAAUCAGCUAACCCCAAUGAAUAGCAAUCAAGCAUCAAGUUCAGAUACCAUUAGCCCUAGUUCCAUAAAAAGUCCUCUAAGCCCAACCAUUAAAACAUUAAGCCCCAUUAGAAAAGGUUCUGAGUCUAGUUCACCGGGAAAACUUCACAGUCCAACUGCGAAGAAUUCUCGGAAAAAUUCCUCAGGGUCUAGUGACGGCACAUCAAAACCCAAAGUUAGCUUUAGAGAUAAAAUAUUACAAGUUCAAGGUGACGGAACGGCUGUUUGUCAACCACUCAUGAAAGAUGCCAGUGAAAAACCUGCAGCUGUCGUUGAGCCAACCCCGAAAACCGAAAGUAGCUUAAUCUCGAUUCCCCAUUCAGUUGUCAGUAAAAUAAAGUCGCCUGCUAAAACAGUAGGAUCGACUUUCCGAGAUAAACUAAAGAUGUUACAAAGCGGAAGCUCCCCAAAAGAGUCAGGAGUAAGUUCACCAAAGGACGUAAGUAUUGAUAAAAGUAAAAUUCCGCUACAAGAAAAAACAUCAGCAGAAAUUUCACCUAUCCAGCAAACUGAACAUAAAGAAGAGACUAAAGAGACUAAACCUAAAAAACCGUGGACGAAAUUAAAGAAAGCUGCAAUCCUAGGAGAGUCAAAAAGUCAGAGUAUAUCGAACGAGGAAAAGAAGGACGUUGAAAUUGCGAGCCAAGAAGUAAAAGAAGAGUGUAAGCCAGAGGCUGCUGUAAAUAUUUGCGUGCCUAUAGUUACAGCGGAGCUUGUUAGAAUAGACAAUAAUAAUGUUGACGUUGAUAGUGAUAAUUCUAAGCAAGAUAAACCUAAGAUAUGCUUAACAGGCCCUUUGGAACCCGUCCAAGAAAAGUCUUUAGAUUUAUUAACAUAUUCUCCAAAGAAAAAUAUUGUCGCAAAACCAAGUGAUCCUAAAAAUUCUCACUUUACCGGAGGCAUGCUUUUGCCAAAAGCUAAAAAAUAUAGAUCAAUCGACGAUCUUUCGCCAGAAUAUGGAGGAUUACCAUUCGUAAAGAAAUUGAAAAUUUUAAACGAACGGCAAAAAUUAGCAGAAUUAGAAAAGGUAGUUAAAUUUCGCAGUUCUAGUUUAGACUGCACUAGUUCUUCGGAAGACUUAUUAUGUGAUACUCUAACCCGAAGUCAUUCUGAAGGCAGCACUAUGGAUAAAAGAAAAUAUAAACGAAAAUCAAUUGAUUCCCUUGGAAGCCAUGGAUCGAAUGAGACACUAGAAAGGCGAACUCUCAAAUCCAUUCUUAAAAAGUUAUCAGAAGAUGUUACCCCUGCUGAAAGUCCUGAAAGAAGUAAUGAAUUGAAAAAACUAAUACGAGCUCCAACGUUAGAGGGAUACGUAGCAAGACAUUCAAAGUUUUCUAAAAGUGUUACAUUCCAUAGACACACUUUGCCUUCACCCCCUGCAAGCAUUCCUGUUGAUGCCAAAUGUGAAAUAUUCCAAAUGCCAGACGUAAGAAAUGAAAUGAAUGUUCCUGAAGUCCCUCCUGCAGAGGUAAGUAUGGAGAGAGUUCCAGAGCCUAUUGAACCUAGUACUCAGAUAGUGCCUCCAGUUACUGAAGCAGUCGUCACGGAAGACAUAGAUAUACCAAUACAAGCAGAUUAUGAUAUUAAACAGAAUAUUGAUCCUAUGUAUGGAUUUAAAACAUUAAGACCUGAAGAAAUCAAAGUGCCUUCAGAGAAACCUAAACUGACUCUUAUUUCUGCUGUAGCCAAUCAACGGAAGUUACUGCGAGGAUCUCUAGAAGAACAAGAGUAUUUCGGCGAAGUUCUUUUAGGCAUAAAACAAGUUAUUCAAGGUCAUUUACAUGAUGUUCAAGGAAAAUUUCAAGAUAGAUUCAAUAGCCUAGAAAAUGAGGUGAGAAAACGUGAUGAAAUAAUCAGUCAACUUCAAAAACGUAUUCAAGAGUUAGAACGACUUGGCUUGCCAGGCAUCAGUCCGACAGAAGAACAAGUAGAACUCCCACAGCAACCUCCAAGUGAACUAACCGAUGAAAGUACAGCACACAUACAACUUUGUAAAAAUGGCAGCUCUGGUAGUGAAGACAUUUCUGGUGCAGAUGAAGGUUUUAUGAGAGGUGAUUCACUAGAUACAGUUUUCGCGACAUCUCCACCUACAGUAAGUGCGGAAGAGGAAGAAAAAGAAGUUCCAGAACCAUCAUCAUCUCCUAAAGAAAUUUUAACCGCCGACGACAUUUCAGAAGAAAAGCUUGCAGAAAUGACGGAAGGAAUAGAAUUAGCAAAAAUGUCAUAUUCAGAAAUACAAAGCUUAGCUGAAAGAAUAUCAAGCAGAACAGAAAAAUCUUACUCGAAUAAGGAACAAUGGACAGUGAGCAAGUCCAAAAGGCUAGAUUUAAAUUUAGAUGGCAAAGCUGGAACUUAUUCGAGAAAACGGGCAGCGAAAUUGAGACACAGGAAGUCAUGGGAGGACCAAAGUGAUCAAGAAAGCAUGGAAAUGCAAGACUUAACGAGGCCCAUAUCUCCUCACGGGACUUCGGAGGAUCGCUCUCUGCUGAGUCCAGAACAAUCAAGCCUGAGAACCAGUAGACGCAGCAUGCGGCCUUUCCAUUUCUUCGGCUCACAUCUAGACAGCACCAAGUCAAAAAUAAAGAAGACCCUUUCUGUCGACACUGGAAUGCAUCAUACAGGAACGAAAGAGAAAAUUGAUUUAGGUCGGCAGCGGCACCACCGCAAGUUUAGUCUUGGCUCAUUCUUCGGGUACCAUCGCGGUUCUCAUUCGAGUCAGAAACCAGCACAUAACUGCAACGACGUCGUUCUUGACAUUGGGAGCGACUAUAGUUGGAGUGACACGAACUCAACAUCAUCAAGCAGCGAUUCAGAAUCAAUGCCUCGCACGCCAGUAUUCGAAGAAUUUGUGGAAAGCAGUUCAAGAAGAGGUAGAGCCAGUAGUUCUAGUCACGGAAGUUUUUCUCCCAUUAGAACGAUGGCUGGAAGUGGCGGUGAUUGGGAAGUGAUGAUGUUAGCCGAAGAACUGGACAAAAGGGAACGAGAGAAGGAACGGGAAGAAAAUAGGAGGCACCACUAUUCCACUACUCUACGAGAGUUAGAAGAAGAAUCCGACACUCCACAGCGUGAAGACAGUCUGGAAGAAUAUUCCAACAUCGAUGACUCCAACUCCUCGUCUACCACGCACCUUCUCUCCCAGUCCAUGAGUGAUCCCUCGCAGAGAUCGCUCGAGACUUCGUUCACUGAACGCAGCAGUCGAAUGAGGAGAGAGCCGAGGCAGCAGAGAGGGGGGUCCGUUGGAGAGCCGAUCCGUUCAGAAUCUCCACUAAGACAGCGAGGGUUGAUCCUGCGGGCAGCCAGUCUCGAUCGUGAGACCACACCAGCGCCCGCGCAAACCCGCCGCUUCGGCUCUCUGAAGAGUGCCAGUACGGACUCCCACAAGAGACUCUGAUCCGCUUCGCCACACGGAUCGAACCGUGGGUCCGCUGACAAUCGUGCAAACGCUCAAACUUGUAAACAAACAAAUGACAAACAUUCAAACGAACAGGGAAAUGGAGGUGAAACCACAAGAGAGAGAGGCAUAGUUAGGAACGAACGAGAGAAUGAACUUAAUAUAAAUUCGAAUGUAGAUAACGGCGACCGGACGGUUGUCGGUCAAUUAUAUGUGGUGAUCAUUUUGUUCUACGAAGAUCACGAUUAUUUGAUAUUUUUAGUUGUAGAGUAGUUCAAUGACACCUUAAAUGGUGGAUAUUUGUUUUCAUUUAAAAUUAGUGUAUCGCUGUUUCAAGUGACUGAUGUUAUGAUCAACUUGAAUUAUCAGCUGUUAAUAGCGAUAUCAAAGACAUUUUAAAAGGUGCAGUAAAUAAUGAAAUUACCGUAAUUAGAAAUAUUUUUAGUGUAUUAUUCUUCGUAUUUUAUAUUUGGUGAGACCUAUUUGAAAAAAAUAAACCGAAUCAUAAAAAUAUAUUAUGUACCUAUCGAAUAAUAAAAUCGAAUUUUAAAUAAUUGUUAUAGUUUUCUAUCUGUAUCAAAGUGACUAGGUAAUGUUUAUUAUGCAAAUUUUAAAUGUCGUUCGUUUUUUGUGCCCUUGAUAAUGAUUUGGUAUUUUGGAUGAAUGCACAAAAAUAAUAAUAUUAUUAUGUGUGUAUUACCGAAUGUAAGAGUUAUAUUUUAAAAAUAUAUGUCAAGUUCCUAGAAUAUAUUUUUAUUUGAUCAUAAUAUCAAUAAAUAUGUUUUAAGUGAACUAUGU